AUGGGCAUAGAUAUUCUUCAUCAACUAGGCCUUGGAGGCAAAGAUGUAAGACACUCAUCAUCAAUGACUGCUGUACCAUCAUCAUCUACACCAUUACCUCAGGGGGUCCAUUUAAUAGAAUCAGGUGUCAUUUUUAAAAAUGAUGCUUAUAUUGAGUCACCUCUCAUGAAAAUUUUACCAGAAAACUUAGGACAGCCAUUUACAAUAUUAAUUGGGUUACAGUCACAUAAAGUGAAUAAUGCAUUUCUCUUCAGCAUUAGAAAUAAAAAUAGACUGCAAUUAGGAGUACAAUUACUACCAAAAAAAUUAAUAGUAUAUAUUGGAGGAAAGCAGUCUGUAUUUUUCAACUACAGUGUUCAUGAUGAGCUAUGGCACUCAUUUGCCAUUACUAUCAGAAACCGAGUUGUCUCAAUGUUUGUUGAAUGUGGAAAGAAAUAUUUUAGCACAGAGACUAUUUCAGAAGUUCAGACUUUUGAUUCUAAUAGUGUGUUUACCUUAGGAAGUAUGAAUAAUAACUCUGUACAUUUUGAAGGAAUAAUAUGUCAGUUGGAUAUUAUUCCUUCUGUAGAAGUAUCUGCAGACUACUGUAGAUAUGUGAAACAGCAGUGUCGCCAUGCGGACAAAUACCAAACUAAAACAAGCCUUCCUCAUACAACUAUCACACCUACUAAGAGACUGGAACACACUCCCUUGCCCGAAGGAUCAGAUGAAAAAAUGCUGUUAGAGAAAACAUUUUAUGAAGGCAGAAGCAUUACAAAUGCCAUAAAUAAUGAUUCUGCAACAGUGCAUAAAAGACCAGAACACCAGGUAUCAAAAGCUCAGUUAACUUCUCUUCAUUCAGCAAAUGUCUCUGCUAUGGAUCUCACAAACUAUGGGAUUCAAGCCAAAGAAACCAUCCCGGAGGAACAUAUUCAAACAAAUUUAAGCCUGUCAAUGACCCAUCAUGGCCUCAGUGAGACAAGAAUGAAUACCAAGGAGAAAUUUAGUUAUCUGCCAAAAGUAUCUGAAAAUAUAACACAACAUGAGGAUGAUACCAUAACUGGUAUGUCACUGUUUAAGAAGAUGUCAUCUAUUCUUCCACAUAAAAGACAAGAUAUAAAUGCUAAUCUCAAGAAGGCGAUCACAGCAAAUCUACACACUAAUGAACUCAUGGAAAUGGAACAGAUUUUAAACACAACUUUAUACAGAGUGACAGAAAAGCCAUCUGUGGAUAAUCACCUUGAUCUAAGGAAGGAAGGUGAAUUUUAUCCUGAUGCUACUUAUCCCAUCGAAAAUAGCUAUGAAACUGAGCUUUAUGAUUAUUAUUAUUAUGAGGAUCUUAAUACAAUGCUUGAAAUGAAGUAUCUAAGAGGGCCAAAAGGGGACACUGGACCUCCCGGUCCACCUGGUCCAGCAGGUAUUCCAGGUCCCUCAGGAAAGAGAGGUCCACGGGGCAUGCCAGGACCACAUGGAAAUCCUGGGUUACCUGGAUUACCAGGUCCAAAGGGUCUUAAAGGAUAUCCAGGGCUCCCAGGGCACCGUGGUGAACAAGGAAUUCCAGGAGGGACUGGUAAUAUUGGUUCACCUGGUUACCCUGGCAGGCAGGGUUUAGCUGGACCAGAAGGUAAUCCAGGUCCUAAAGGUAUACGAGGUUUCAUUGGCUCUCCUGGAGAAGCAGGACAAGUUGGACCUGAAGGAGAAAGAGGCAUUCCUGGGAUCCGUGGAAAGAAGGGUGUUAAAGGAAGACAGGGUUUUCCAGGUGACUUUGGAGACAGGGGCCCUGCUGGUCUUGAUGGCAGUCCUGGGCUUGUAGGUGGGAUCGGUCCUCCUGGGUUUCCUGGGCUUAGAGGCAAUGUUGGUCCUGUGGGACCGAUUGGACCUUCUGGAAUUCCUGGCCCAAUGGGUCUUUCAGGAAAUAAGGGGCUACCUGGAAUCAAAGGUGAUAAGGGUGAACAAGGCAUUGCAGGGGAACCAGGAGAACCAGGAUAUCCUGGAGACAAGGGUACUAUUGGUCUGCCAGGACCACCAGGCAUCAGAGGAAAGCCAGGACCUUCAGGUCAAUCAGGUGACCCAGGACCCAAAGGACCAAUUGGCCCCCCAGGACCAGAGGGUUUUCCAGGAGAUAUUGGGGUUCCUGGACAAAAUGGCCCUGAAGGACCAAAGGGACUCCUUGGAAAUAGAGGGCCUCCUGGGCCUCCUGGUCUCAAAGGAACUCAGGGAGAAGAAGGACCAGUUGGACCCUUUGGAGAAUUGGGGCCUAGAGGAAAACCAGGUCGAAAGGGAUAUGUGGGUGAACCAGGACCAGAAGGCUUAAAGGGAGAAACAGGAGAUCAAGGAGAUAUUGGAAAAAUUGGUGAAAUGGGACCUGUUGGCUUACCUGGAGAAGUUGGGAUAACUGGAAGCAUUGGUGAAAAGGGAGAGCGUGGAAGUCCAGGCCCACUAGGUCCCCAGGGGGAAAAAGGUGUUAUGGGAUAUCCAGGUCCUCCUGGGGUUCCAGGAUCCAUGGGUCCUUUGGGAUUACCUGGUCAUGUGGGAGCAAGAGGACCACCUGGGAGUCAAGGUCCUAAAGGCCAAAGAGGACCAAGAGGACCAGAUGGUCUCCCAGGAGAACAAGGUAUACAAGGUGUCAAGGGUGAAAAAGGAAAUCAAGGAAAAAGAGGGCCGCAUGGUCUUAUUGGUAAGACUGGAAACCCUGGAGAGAGAGGAGCUCAAGGAAAACCAGGUUUACCUGGACCCUCUGGCAGUACAGGAGACAGGGGACUUGCAGGAGAACCAGGACCUCGAGGACUGCAAGGUGAUGCUGGACCUCCUGGAGAAAUGGGUGUUGAGGGACCUCCAGGCAUUGAGGGAGAAUCUGGUCUACAAGGUGAACUGGGUACUAAGGGAGAUGUUGGACCUGUGGGCAGUGUUGGAGGACCUGGGGAACCAGGAUUACGAGGUGAACCAGGGGCUCCUGGAGAAGAAGGUCUCCAGGGAAAAGAUGGAUUAAAGGGGACUCCAGGAGAAAGGGGACUUCCUGGAGAAGAUGGAGAAAAAGGAGAGAUGGGCUUACCAGGAACUAUUGGGCCCUUUGGUAGUCAAGGUAGAAUGGGCCUUCCGGGACCCGAAGGAAUGACAGGAACUCCAGGACAAAGAGGUCGUCCAGGAAAAAAGGGUGAUAAAGGACAAAUAGGACCCACAGGAGAAGUUGGAAGCAGAGGUGCUCCUGGACAAAUUGGGGAAAGUGGUCCUAAGGGUGCCAGAGGAACUAGAGGUGCUGUGGGCCCUUUAGGGAUGAUGGGACUUGAUGGAGAAUCAGGAAUUCCAGGAUAUAGGGGCCAGCAAGGUCCACCAGGACUCUCUGGGCUCCCAGGCCCUAAAGGAGAAAAGGGUUACCCAGGAGAAGAUAGCAAAGUUCAAGGACCACCUGGGCCUCGAGGUGAACCAGGUCCAAUGGGGGAACAAGGAGAGAGAGGAGAGCCUGGAGCAGAGGGAUAUAAGGGUCAUGUGGGUUUACCAGGACUAAGAGGUGCCACAGGACAACAAGGGUCCCCAGGUGAGCCAGGUGAACAAGGUGAACAAGGACCAAAAGGAGAGAGAGGAUCUGAAGGUCGUAAGGGGAGAAAAGGAGCUCCCGGUCCUUCUGGGAAACGUGGCAUUCCUGGAUUUCCAGGCCUUCCUGGGCCAAAAGGAAUUCGAGGAUACCAUGGAGCAGAUGGCAUUUCAGGAAACCCUGGAAAAGUUGGGCUACCAGGAAAACAAGGACUUCCUGGCAUCAAAGGCAGUCCAGGAAGAACAGGACUCGCUGGGUCUCCAGGUCCUCGAGGAAUAAAGGGCUCAUCAGGCCUUCCAGGAAGCCCUGGAGUUCCAGGCCCAAAGGGUGAACAAGGGCUCCCUGGUCAACCUGGAGUUCGAGGUAAAAGAGGUCACAGAGGAACACAGGGUGAUCAAGGACCACAUGGAGAGCCUGGUCUGAAAGGGCAACCUGGUGAACAUGGUGAUCAAGGUUUGACAGGUUUCCAAGGAUUCCCAGGCCCCAAAGGUCCUGAGGGAGAUGCUGGCAUUGUGGGAAUAUCAGGUCCUAAAGGUCCUAUUGGGCAGAGAGGAAAUACUGGCCCUCUUGGCAGAGAAGGUAUAAUAGGCCCAACUGGCAGAACUGGACCCAGAGGUGAAAAGGGCUUUAGAGGUGAAACUGGUCCCCAAGGCCCAAGAGGCCAACCAGGGCCUCCAGGGCCACCUGGAGCACCAGGUCCAAAAAAACAAAUGGAUAUCAAUGCUGCUAUUCAAGCCUUGAUUGAAUCAAAUACUGCUCUACAGAUGGAGAGCUACCAGAAUACUGAAGUGACUUUAAUCGACCACAGUGCAGAGAUAUUCAAAACCUUGAACUACCUUAGCAAUUUACUACACAGCAUCAAGAAUCCCCUUGGCACAAGAGAUAACCCAGCACGAAUCUGCAAAGAUUUGCUCAACUGUGAACACAAAGUAUCAGAUGGAAAAUAUUGGAUUGAUCCAAAUCUUGGAUGCCCUUCAGAUGCUAUUGAGGUUUUCUGUAAUUUUAGUGCUGGUGGCCAGACAUGUUUAUCUCCUAUUUCUGUGACAAAGCUGGAGUUUGGAGUUGGGAAAGUCCAGAUGAACUUCCUUCAUUUACUGAGCUCAGAAGCCACCCAUAUCAUCACCAUUCACUGUCUAAACACGUGGACAAGUGCACAAACAAGUGACCCAGGACUGCGUAUUCGUUUUAAGGGGUGGAAUGGUCAGAUUUUUGAAGAAAACACUUUACUGGAACCUAAAGUGCUUUCAGAUGACUGCAAGAUUCAAGAUGGCAGUUGGCAUAAGGCAAAAUUCCUUUUUCACACCCAGGAUCCUAAUCAACUUCCAGUGAUUGACGUUCAAAAACUUCCUCAUCUCAAAACUGAAAGGAAGUAUUACAUUGAAAGCAGUUUUGUGUGCUUUCUCUAA
This is a messenger RNA of Marmota flaviventris (yellow-bellied marmot), 4917 nucleotides long. The record is from RefSeq and is a predicted model, not a curated record. Lineage: Eukaryota; Metazoa; Chordata; Mammalia; Rodentia; Sciuridae.